Messenger RNA from Setaria italica (foxtail millet), 1565 nucleotides. RefSeq names its product F-box protein SKP2A. NCBI's taxonomy places the organism in Eukaryota, Viridiplantae, Streptophyta, Magnoliopsida, Poales, Poaceae. The transcript has 5 exons. Bases 191 to 1300 code for a protein of 369 amino acids. Gene Ontology annotation, cellular component: SCF ubiquitin ligase complex. Gene Ontology annotation, molecular function: protein binding. Gene Ontology annotation, biological process: SCF-dependent proteasomal ubiquitin-dependent protein catabolic process. The record is from RefSeq and is a predicted model, not a curated record.
CCCGCGUCCUCGAUCAAACGUCCGUUCCCCACCUCUCGGGUGAUCGGGUCAGGUCAGCGGGCGCCGGGCGGCGGCCACAGGCGUCGCUCUUUAAAUAGCCCCGGCAGGCCUCGCCGGCUCUUCAGUUCAGUCUCGGCUGGACAUCGACUUGGGCAAGGAAUAGCUUGGUGCUCUAAAUAUAAACUUAAAAAUGGUCAGCGGGAGGCCUGUGAGCGGUGAAUUGGAUGCGUGGUUCGAGAGCCUCAUGGUAUCCUCAGGCAGCCAGAGGGGGCACGCUGAAAGUGGUGGCCCAUUGCCGACAUUAUCAGGAUGGAAGGACCUUCCAGUGGAGCUACUGUUGAGGAUAUUAUCAACUAUUGGAGAUGAUAGGAUGGUCAUCGUGGCAUCUGGUGUUUGCACAGGCUGGCGUGAUGCCCUGGGAUGGGGGGUCACUAGGCUUUCCCUCUCAUGGUGCAAGCUGAACAUGAAUAAUUUAAUGAUAUCUCUUGCUCCCAAGUUUACAAAGUUGCAAGUUCUCACUCUUCGGCAAAACAAACCUCAGCUUGAAGACAGUGCAGUAGAGGCUGUUGCCAACUACUGUCAUGAUCUCCGAGAGUUAGACCUCAGCAGAAGCUUCAGGCUUAGUGACCGCUCCUUGUAUGCAUUGGCCCAUGGAUGCCCGUGGCUUACAAGAUUGAACAUUAGUGGAUGUUCCAAUUUCAGUGAUACUGCCUUGACUUACCUUACUUGUCGCUGUAAAAACCUGAAGUGCUUGAAUUUGUGUGGAUGUGUGAAGGCUGCUAGUGAUAGGGCUUUGCAGGCCAUUGCUCAGAACUGUGGGCAGCUGCAAUCUCUGAACUUAGGCUGGUGCGAUGAUGUUACAGAUAAGGGAGUGACCAGCUUAGCGUCAGGGUGUCCCGAUCUCAGAGCUGUAGACUUGUGUGGUUGCAUUCUUAUAACAGAUGAGAGUGUGGUUGCUCUUGCCAACGGAUGUCCACACCUGCGAUCUUUAGGUCUUUACUUCUGCCAGAAUAUCACGGACCGUGCAAUGUACUCCCUCGCAAACAGCUGCAUGAAGAGCAAGCGCAGGAGGUGGGACGCCGUGAAAGACGGGCUCGCAAACCUCAACAUUAGCCAGUGCACAGCCCUGACGCCCCCAGCGGUGCAGGCGGUCUGCGACUCCUUCCCAGCACUCCACACCUGCCCGGAGAGGCACUCCCUCAUCAUCAGCGGCUGCCUCAGCCUCACUUCGGUCCACUGCGCCUGCGCCCUGCACCCUCACCGCGCAGGGCGAGCCCUGAUGCUUAACCAUGCGUACUGAUCAUGUUGUGGCUUUGCGCGCAUGGUUCUCAUGAACAACCGGUGUUUGCCUGGUGGUGGUUCCGUGCUCCCCGCCUAGAGGAAGUUUUCUCUGUACAUAAACUCUGGAACUUGGUGUAAUAAGAGACUGCUAUGGUAGGACUGUGUGAGAUAAUCUUGGAGUGGGGAUUAUGGAGAGUUGCGUGUACUCCAAUGCCACCCAGGACAAUGACUAGAAAUGUUGUGGUAUCUAGUGCAUUUCUGUUGGUUCUUGUGUAUCGAUUUCA